AAAUGGCUCUAAGUAUCCUUUUCCCAUUUCCCACUUCUUCCCUUGUACGGUUGCCAUUGAAAGAUUUGAGCCAUGGGAACGUGGCCAGGCAGUCAAGAUGUCUUGCAGCCAUUCAAACUUUGGAGUGGCCCACUCAGAGGCGAUCCGCCAAUUACCAACCAACCAUCUGGAGUAACGAAUUCGUUCAAUCAUUAAGGAGUGAUUACAUGGGUGACAUAUACACUACACGAAUCAAGAAAUUACAUGAUGCUGCCAGGCAUUUGAUUCUAGAAGCAUCUGGGCCCUUGGAUCAACUCAACCUGAUCGACAACAUCCAACGUCUGGGGUUGGGGCAUCUCUUUAACAUGGAGAUCGAAGAAGUACUGAGCACCAUAUCCACUGAUAACAAUGACAUGGGUAUGGCAGACGAUGUUCAUGGCACAGCUCUUCGAUUUAGGCUUCUCAGACAACAUGGUUAUGAGGUCUCACAAUAUGUGUUCAGUAGGUUCAUGGAUGAGAUGGGCCAUUUCAAGGAGGGCCUUCGCAUGGAUACAAAGGGAACGUUGAGCUUGUAUGAAGCUUCACAUCUAGCUUUAAAAGGAGAAGCUACCUUGGAUGAGGUUAAAGCUUCCACAAGUAGAUAUCUCAAGGGUCUCACGCAGGCCAUAAACCCAAACCUUGGAAGGCUAGUACAGCAUGCAUUGGAGCUUCCUUUGCACCGGAGGAUGCCAAGGUUAGAGGCUAGUUAA
Magnolia sinica is the source of this 728-nucleotide messenger RNA. Its product is annotated as alpha-terpineol synthase, chloroplastic-like. Gene Ontology annotation, molecular function: terpene synthase activity. The record is from RefSeq and is a predicted model, not a curated record. Lineage: Eukaryota; Viridiplantae; Streptophyta; Magnoliopsida; Magnoliales; Magnoliaceae. Bases 3 to 728 code for a protein of 241 amino acids. The transcript has 4 exons.